Molecule: messenger RNA, 453 nt
Organism: Peronospora matthiolae
Lineage: Eukaryota; Oomycota; Peronosporomycetes; Peronosporales; Peronosporaceae
Source: the annotation of a GenBank genome assembly
AUGCGUGCGGCGCGGAAAGUGCCUCUUACGCCUCAGCAGCAGGCGACUCGUCGCCUGUUGUCGUGGAUCCUCCACGUGGUGAGUCACCACGUGCAACAGUCGGAUGAUGCAUCCGACUCGAAGGCGACUCCUCACGACUCAGGAUCACCCGUGGCGGACACUGCGAUAGCCAGGCUGACUGGCUCUGGUCAGCGCGGCAGCAUCAUGACCGAGAUCUUUGGAUCGAGUGAUUACUCCGAUGAGUCUCCGCCUCACACAAGUCCAUUCAACGAUCGGACGCGUGGAGAUGGCGGUGAUGCACCUAUGCAUCACCAUGAGCGAAGUGAAUCAAGGGAUCGGGGUAACACUAGUGCCAGUGCUCGAGCUGGCACCAAUGAAGAGGCCAUGGACCAAAACGUCCUGCACCACGCUCAUCAAGUGGAGUCUCCGUGGAUGCCGCCAUCCAGAGAGUAG